This is a messenger RNA of Ctenopharyngodon idella (grass carp), 971 nucleotides long. RefSeq lists its product as uncharacterized. The transcript is spliced from 3 exons. The record is from RefSeq and is a predicted model, not a curated record. NCBI's taxonomy places the organism in Eukaryota, Metazoa, Chordata, Actinopteri, Cypriniformes, Xenocyprididae. The coding region runs from base 160 to 537 and encodes 125 amino acids.
CUUCGGCGUAGUAGCGCGGUUGAUUCGCAUCCUGGAUUGAGCGCCACGUCGCCACAGCGGAGUCUUCCAGCACACAUGCAUUAAACACAGCCGAGGAUUUCUGUGCGUUUGGAGGGGAAUGCAGUGAAAUAAUCUGCUGGAGAGAGAGAAAGCACAAUCAUGGUGAAGAGUGUGAAUUCAGAAGUUCAGUCCAGGAGUGAAACAUAUGAAGGAGGAGAAGAACACACAGAACCCAAUCCGUCAGCAGCAGAUGGCGGUAAGGAGCACCCAACGGCUCCGCCCGGGAUGAUCUGGCGGGUGACGGGUGGCCUCGUAAGCGCCACGAAGGGCGUGGUCGGAGCCACAGUGGGCGGAGUCGCCUGGCUGGGCGGGAAAAGUUAUGAGAUCACCAAAUCAGCUGUGACCGCGGUCCCCUCGGUGGGCGUCGGCCUGGUGAAGGGCGGAGUUUCAGCGGUGGCGGGGGGUGUGUCCACGGUGGGCUCGACAGUAGCCAAUAAAGUUCCAUUCACAGGAAAGAAGAAAGACAAAUCAGAGUGAAAAAGAGGAUUGCGAUGAAGGUUAUAACGAAAGUUUGGUUUUUUUGACCGUAGAUUAUAACGAGAACAUCACGUUUGCUGUGCUGACAGUUUUUAUGUUGGACACCAGAGACGUUGAUGGAUGUUUUCGACCAAUCAACGUCCGAGACAUUUGCGCAAAAGGGAGUUUUGUGUACGUCAUACUGUGUUGUAACUGCAUAAAAAGACUCAAUCUCAGUGGAAAAUGUUUGACGCUGUCGGUUUUUCUCAAAUCAUCUCAGAUCUGCGACCAAAGACACAUUUAUCUGUGAUGUUUUGAACGUUAUUUUGCGUUUCUCUAGACAAUCUUCUGCCUUUAGCUGUUAAACGACUUUUCCUGGGAUGUUAUCGGUCGGACUGUAUGUGUUAAUAAAUUCCUUUUUUUAUUAUUUGAAUUUAAUAAAGUCAUGUAAAAGA